Vollenhovia emeryi is the source of this 930-nucleotide messenger RNA. RefSeq lists its product as uncharacterized. The record is from RefSeq and is a predicted model, not a curated record. The annotation marks the transcript as partial. NCBI's taxonomy places the organism in Eukaryota, Metazoa, Arthropoda, Insecta, Hymenoptera, Formicidae. The transcript has 4 exons.
AUGGAAAUCGACAAUAAUUUCGAGAGGUUAUUAGAUGAGACCGAUGAAGAAGAAGAAGAAGAAGAAUAUCAACCAUUAUCCGAUGAUAGUGAUAAUUUCGAGAGGUUAGUAGAUGAGACCGAUGAAGAAGAAGAAGAAGAAUAUCAACCAUUAGCCGAUGAUAGUGACUACAUCAGUGACUCGGAGGAGGUAAAAGGAGAAAAGCGCGACAACAUGGAACAACGAGAGCAAGAUCUGGUGGAGCGAGCCGACAGGCAAGAAGUGCGUCAGAUGUUUUUUCCCGGUGGAAGUGCGAGGAAUACUUUAGACAGUGACAACGAGAAUGAGGUUGAAUUGUAUUGCGACGAGACGUUAUCAUCAUCAUCCCCAUGCAUGUAUGACUGCAAUUGUGCGAAAACAGAAUACGCUGUAUAUAACAUUGUGGUGAAGGAAGACGCGCGAUGGAAUUUGGCAUGUUAUCAUUUGAGGAGGGAAAUCGGCGCCAAGUGUCUGCGGGAAGAGUUGUGGAUAAAAACAGCGAAUUCCGAAACUAAGCGAGGGACGUUCUUUUUGGAUGAAAAAAAAACGAAAAUGAAUCUGGAGGCAAGCGAGUUGAUCGAGAACGCUGCGACUGUUUUCAACGAGGACGAAUAUCACUCGUGGGAGCGUCGAUGUGAGGAGUGUAUUGAAUCGUUGAGGGAAGAGUGUCAAAGGUGUGGGAACCCAGCUGGAACGGUCAAUUCUCUUAUUGCUUUGAUCGCGCGUCUAGAGGGAGCGAGGACCGAACUGCGAAGUCGUUUAGUUCAUACUGGUGCAGGUUACAAUGGAUUUACAUGGUUGGAGAUUGAGACAGCUUUUCGGAGGCGGGUACUCACAGGUGUGGUAAUCAAUUCCCGCUACAUUGAGCCUAGACGAUUUCUCGAGGACGCUAGAGACAUGGUGAUUGAGAAG